ACAAGCGGGUUUAGCUGGUCGGUUUAGGUUUGUGAAAAGUUGUGAAAAGAUCGUCCGCUGGAGCUGCUGCUCCUUUACAUCUGCAAGUCCCGAUAUCUUCAUGCAACUCUUCUGUUGAUUCUGUCUAUUUGAAGAGGAUCAACAAAAAGACACACAACAGGAGCUUGAUGUUGAUCCGACGCAGUGAGUACAACCGUGGUUCUUUUCCACCCUGCACAGCCCUCUUUUACAGGAUCUUUUCUAUCGGAUUUUGAAGAUGAUCAGGUUCAGGUUCCUUCUAGAGGAGUAGAAGCGCCUUCCCACAUCAUCAUAACCACGACCUGGCUUUCCCCGUAUAAAAUUUUUCUCCGCAGAAGUCGUGUUGCACUCUCUGGUUGAGGUUGGCAUCAAGCGCAUGAUCUCGCCACUUUGCUCCUUGAGAACUCUGUAAAAAAUGGAAGUUGCGGUCCUCGUGGAAUGAAAGCUGAUCUCUAACACUAAUUGACCACUAGUAGUACACAUUUUCUUAGAAAACGGUCGAAAAUGGACAAACUUGCGGAGGAUGACAAUGAUCCCUUUGCCGCAUUUGCGUUCCAAGAGGAGGAGAACGACGAGGAUGCGAAACCACCAGCCGCCGAACAAAACGUCGCCAAAAAACACGCGAAGAAGAGGAAGGUUGAUAGUAACCACGCUUCUCCUGCAGCGAGUUUUAUUCCAGUUGCAAAGUCAAAAAUGCAGAAGCUACCUGCCGCGAGGAGGGAGACAUCGAGGGCAUCGGGUGCUACAGGACAAGCCACCUCCACUUCUUCAUCCACAGCGAAGACGAAGCCGGCCUCUAAAGCAAAUACCGUUUCGACGAGUGCGACCACUACCUCCCAUGCCCGCCCGACCUCCUCGGCAGCGUCUUCGUCGUCGUAUUCGGGUACAACAAGUACAAGAAAACUUACUGGUCGGGGGCGUCCGGACGUUACAGUUAAUACACCAGCCCAGCAACCACUACAUCAACAGCCUUUUGUGAACACCAAGCAGCGGCAGAACGGGUUCCGCGAGCGGUGGCGAAGCGUGUGCGCUGAGCACUUUCGGGAUUCGCAGCCGUGCGACUGCUUUCCCGAGCUGCCGCUGCGGCUGCUGUUCCUUGGCUUAAACCCGUCGGAGGGGUCGUGGGAGUCCGGGGUGUCGUACGGCCACCCCUCGAACCUGUUCUGGAAAAUCGUGGUCGAGGCGAAAUUGGUAUCCACUGUAUAAAUGCAAAUGGGUAGCUAGUUUUUGACCACCGGGUCUGCAAAAAUCAAUCGACAGUGGAGGACAACUGAUGUAGGCUCACUACAAGGCCACGUUAGCAAGGGGCGAUUCUCGACCGACCGAUAUGUCCUGCGCAUUGUGCAUCAGAUCAUGUAAGAAAAGCUACGCUGAAAUCCAUGCUGCCCAGUCAGAGUUUACCGAUAUGUACAAUUGAUUUUCCAGACCUGAUAAUUCUUGACUACGCAUUUGAUUCGUCCUGCAUAACUUGUUCCCCUGACGCUCGAGGAGAAGCAGGAAGUGGAUGCUGACUUUUGCACCACACUCGCCCCUAUGCAUAGCAAAUAGGUUGUUGUGUCGUCCUCUGGGUCGAUCCAAAAUGUCAUGUUGCCGGUGUUGUGGUUGACAGAGAUUUUAACUACAGAUAUGGAAACUGGAGGCUGCUGGUCCUGGUGCCACACUACAACAUUUUUGUACUCGUAGUUCUCUUUGCCUUUCUGCAUGGCAAAUUAUAUUAGCCGCACGACAGCUGUUUUUCAUGCAUAGCCUGCAUCCAGAACAGACUGCCGAGUAACGAAAAUUUCCGGAUCGGCUGGUCCGAUCUCGGCUGCCGGGAGGCCGGAUCGGAUGCGAUUGAUAUCCCAAGGAAAAGAUUGCAUCACAAACAGUCUUGGCUUUGCGCUUUUUGCAUUAGAAGUUUGUUUGAAGUUGUGCAGUCUGCUUUCGUGUUCGCUCUCUCAUUCCACGUGCUAUCAGAAAUUCCUAUUCCGCAGUAGUUGAUGUGAUGGAAUUUUUCCUGUUGACAACAGAAUUCAGCGCUCUUUUGCUGCAAGACACCUGGUAUCCGGAUUUUUGCAGGCGGGGAAAGGUAUCAAACAGAAAAAAGCUAAAGCGUAUUUAUUAGCCGAGAACCUGUCAACAUUCGCAAAUAAGUAUGGAAGUCGAAGUUGUGCCGCAUGUCCAUGUUCGGGCUCGCAUGUUAUCCAUUCGUGCAUUACAUCCAGUACAAUCACGCUAGCCUUUUUCUAGAUGAUACAAAGCCCACGUAAAUCGGGUUCGAAGCGCGGAAAACAUGAGCAGAUUUUUCUCCUUCAUGCGCCCUGCGAACAACAGAGGUGCUGUCACCAGCAGCUCGAGCACCGGUGGGGAACAAGAACAACCGGAGCGCGGGCAGGAGCACCAGCAGCAGGGUCGAAAUGGUCUGAACUCCUCGAAGAUCUCCGGGAAACCAUCAUCUUCAUCGUCAAACACUCGCGCCGUGGCACCAUCAAACAAGACCCCGGUAGAGGAAGUUGCGACUGCAGCAGCAGCUCCGCACGGGAAGAGGAAAGCUGGCGUGAACCUCCAAAAAGAGGCUUCUUCAGCGGAACAAGACUCCUCGCCAAACAAAGUGGUUCUAGCCGCACGACGAGACCGAGAGGGUGAAUCAAAUAUUAAACCAAGUCGAAACUACGAUAAAGACGUGAGUACACCUCCGAUCGCACCUCCCGCAGGAAAUAGACCCGCGAACAAAACAAGAUCGAAGCAGUUGUUCGUCGAUAUUCAAGAUGUGCUGCCGAACGUUUCGUCGAAGGUGAAAAACAGCGAUCCUGUUCUUGAAAAAACAACCUUCGAACGCUACUGCGGCCCGGAAAUUGUCGCUUUUACCGGUAGAGUAUCCGAUGCACCAAAUAGGUCAACAUCUUCUGGGUCGUGUGGAGGAGGGAAGGGGGCGGGGAUGUUUCAUCUAUUUGUGGUUGUAAUUUUUCGAAUCGAGCUAUCAGUACUAGCACAGGUGGACACGACCCGUGCGACACCACAGACUUGUGUAAUAAAUGGCGACGAAGGAAAAAAAACACGUCGCGUUACGUAUCAAUACCCAUUGCAGGUCGUUUCUGCAUUCCCUUUUGCGACCGCUUUCCUCCAGUUCCAAACCCAGAUUGAUGCGUUUGUACCGGAUACACGAAGCAGUUUUUGGAUUUGAUGCAGGGAUUUGACCCGCUGCUGAAUCCGAAAAAUUUCAAGUACGGCAAGCAAGAUCGAUUGACGGUGAAAAAGCUACUCAACUGGCCGUUUGAUAUCACGCGGAAGAAUUGAUGGCUCGCAGCAAAGAACUUUUUGUCAUGCGUAGACGUACAAAAGAGUGAAGAUGAUGAAAACGAAAGCAAAGCAGUAUGAAUUAGCUGUGGAGGUGCAGCACGGAUAGUUGCCAUGAUGAUUUCAACCUACGCAAGACAGCUGCUCCUACUAACGUUGCAUGGUAAAUAAAAGCAUGCUGUAGUGCCACUUGUCGCGACGUCGAUAGCUGACAUUCACAAGACGGAAAUUUGGGUGCUACCUAGUACCAGUGGCCGCGCGGUGCUGACGCGGGAGGAAAGAUAUGGACCGUACAAGGAGCUUAUCAUAGCGAAAAUUGCUAGUAGCGGAUGUUGAUCAUGCUCCUCGUGUCGUAUCAACAAUAGCCAGGACAUGAAGAAAAUCUAUGAUGUGAUUGAUGCGCGCUUCUCACAGGAGUGCGAGUUAUCACGCAUACGCAUGAUCAAGGCCGCAAGUGCAACCAGCAAGACCAACUUUCCUCGCGCUUCGCACAAACGAAGCAAAGAAAUGGCAAAUACGAACGUCAGCUACUAGCUUUUUUCAGUAUGAUAGUGUUGUGCAAGAGGUUGUUCUACGGGCAUGAAAAUAAAGCGGUGGUGGAAGGGUAGAUUGAAAGAAGGAUCAUGAAUACGCACCACAAUUAUAUUCUCUUCGCGACCAACAAGACCGCCUUAUCUGUAGCCUUUGCACGCGAAAUCCAAAUUGAAACGAAAAAACAAGAAGACAAAGUACC
Messenger RNA from Amoebophrya sp. A120, 4027 nucleotides. NCBI's taxonomy places the organism in Eukaryota, Dinophyceae, Syndiniales, Amoebophryaceae. The record is from the annotation of a GenBank genome assembly.